AAAUGUUCCAAAAUCUUUAUCAUAAAAAAUGUUUAAAGAUAGUUUUCUAUACUGAGGAGUGCCAUACUUAAGGAGUAUACAGGAAGUUUCUAAGAUUUUCGCUUCCACCAGGUGAAUGUUAUCGAUCCCCGGAAUGAUCAGUACAUAGCACAUCUCAUGGACUAUUUUCACAUAUGCCUCGAGAGCGUGCGAAGGCUGUCCGUUGGCAAAACGAAGCAUUUGAUGCUGAAAGCUUUGGCGGACACUCUGGGCGGUUACUUGCGGGUCUACAUCCUUCCCAUCACAAGGCACUCGUUUUAUGCUGGUAACAUCAAGUAUCGUAACGCGAAGAUGCUGUUCGAGCUCUUCGACGAGCUGAAGAUUUUCCUUCGAACCAACGGCGCCGGCUGGUCAAAGCCCAGCCAAGACUUUGCAAAUAUCAGGAUCUCUCCCAUCGUAAUUACACCGCCAAAAACAUCGGUUGCCUGUAAUGGGCUUAUCACGUAUUCGGCGUGUAAGCAUGCAAUUGUUAAUUCUUUGUGAUCCAAAGGAAUUUCGAAAGACAAAUGCAUAUUAAAUAUAUAUUACUUUUGUAUCUAAUUUUAUAAAAAAUAAGCGUUUUAUGAAAGCAAAAAGACAAAGACAUGAAUUUUUGUUAACUGCAAUAUCGAUUUGAAAAUCUAAUUGAAACUUGAAAACUAUAUUGUACAUAUUUUAAUUUGAGAUCGCGAAGAAUCAAUUUGAUAAUUGAUUGCUUUUUCCAUAAAUGAAAAUAGCUUUUAAAAAUGACGGUGAUGAAUAUCGAAGCUUCACGUUCAGAAAAAAGAAGCGAUCUACGAUGCGGAGACAUUCGAGACGUGCGGUCGAUGGUGAGAACGGUAAAACGAGUUUAGCUUUAAACGACAUUGGUACUAUUUUAGUAUUCCAUGUGGUUGACAUGCGAAUGAAAGCUAAGAACAGUACAACCAUUGCAAUCCAAAAAUAUAUAUUAAAGAUUGAAUAUUAUUUUUGUACAUAAAUUUAUAAUUACAUAACUAAAAUUCAGUUAACGUAGUUCUCUGUCCUGAAGAGACACUGUCAAAAUUAAAUUUCUAUAAUAAUAGGUGGCAUUUGAAAUUAAAAAUAAAUCAUGAUACAGAAUCGUUCAAUUAUCAUAGAUAAUGUUUUGUAAAUUUCACAUAAACAAUAAUCGUUUACAAUAUCUCUUCACAGAACAGAUAAUUACAUUAAUUGAAUUUUAGUUGAAUACUGUCAGUAUUAAAUUUUUAUAAGAGUAUCAGUACUGAUUAUUACUAGAUUUUUUAUUUUGCGAAGGCUACAGUAACGAAGCUACAACGGGCGGAGUCAUAAUACCCCUUCCGUUCCUCGAUAAUGAAGCAGAGCCUAACAGGUAGUUAUCGAGUGGCAAUUUGUAAGAAUGCCUUGGUGAUCGUCAAACAGCUUCAACACAUCACUCUUUAUCUAGCAUCGCGCUGCCCUUCAAAACUGACAGCCUGCAAUCACUAUAUUCGGAAAAAUCGGCUUUUGCCCUGGUGAAGUAUUACAUCGCCAGCGUGAAGUGCAUCACCUCGCGAUCGAGCACGAAAACACAACU
Solenopsis invicta (red fire ant) is the source of this 1573-nucleotide messenger RNA. RefSeq lists its product as uncharacterized. The transcript has a single exon. The record is from RefSeq and is a predicted model, not a curated record. Lineage: Eukaryota; Metazoa; Arthropoda; Insecta; Hymenoptera; Formicidae. The coding region runs from base 157 to 522 and encodes 121 amino acids.